This is a messenger RNA of Nematostella vectensis (starlet sea anemone), 12887 nucleotides long. RefSeq names its product lysosomal-trafficking regulator. The transcript has 61 exons. The record is from RefSeq and is a predicted model, not a curated record. Gene Ontology annotation, biological process: intracellular protein localization. Bases 188 to 12379 code for a protein of 4063 amino acids. Gene Ontology annotation, molecular function: protein kinase binding. NCBI's taxonomy places the organism in Eukaryota, Metazoa, Cnidaria, Anthozoa, Actiniaria, Edwardsiidae. Gene Ontology annotation, cellular component: cytosol; membrane.
UUCGAAAACAACAGGUCGGAUGUGUCAGACGAUAUGAGAGAGAGGCAUUGAUAUUUUCGCGAACUUAGGCCUGAAAUUCAACAAAGUCAUCUAUAUGCAAGCAGGGAGUUGACACUUUUUAUCGCACGUGAUCUAAGAGACGUUCUGUAGGCCUCCAGAAAUACUGCUUUCGUGUUUUGCAUCUGCAAUGGAGGAAGUAAAAGAGAGUGAAGAUCUUGUGAAUCAACUGCGAAGGCAAUGGGGCCUUUAUUUGGCUGCUACAAUUAGACAGGACAAACUCAUAUGUCUAGAGCAUUUUCUAAGAGAAUUCCUAAAGAUGUCUUAUUUGGUCAAAGGAGAUGUUAACAAAAUCCCAUCAUUUGGUGACAUCCAUAGUAUAAGUAACAUGGUAGCAAGGGAAUUCCAGACGAUAAUCCUAGCAAAGUGCCAGGAAUGUGAUGAGGAAUUGCUGGUGAAGUACCUGUGUCAUGGACAGGGACUCAUGAUACUGGAGACGCUUUGCAUUCUUGCAGGAAAGGUGGCCGGAUGCAGCAGUGAGCUUGCCAAUCUCCUUGUCACGCUACUUCCGGUUAUUCUUCGAAUUCCCCCUGAUCGACGUGACAUAUUACAAGAGCUGGAUUUGGCCAUGACCGAGUGGGAUAACUAUUUCCAAGACCCCAAGACCACGCCCUACCACGCAAUACUCGCCAACGCUCUAAUGAUGGAACACCUGAAGACCCGGUACACGUCCCACAUGCGUAGCACGACAAGUACACCCGAUCCACCGAAAUCACGCGCCCAAACCCUAACACAAGAACUCGUCUCACCCCCUAACGGUAGAAACCUCAAGGAGAGGAGGGAGGAUCGUGACUCCAGCACUGCCGGGGAUAGCGAUGGGCUGACGAGUAUUAGCAGUAUGGGAAGCACGAGCUUACAGAGCUCGAACGUUAGUGAUAAUUAUAAUGUACCGAAUUUGCUGGAGUUAGAGCUUCAGCAGCAAAGCAGUGGGAUUUCCAGCGCUGUGGGAAGCCUGGAGACCUCUUUAGGAGCGCUUUUCGACGAACCGGAAUUCAGUAUCACACCUGGAAAGGACCUUAUGGAGAUGGCAAAGGAACUCUUUGAAGUGAACACGUUUCAGCUACUUCUCCUGGUCUUGACGAUACUUGAGAAGCUCUGCUGUCGAGAGAUGUCGAACCAGGACGCGUCCUUGAUACUACAGACGUCGGGGCAGUUGAUUGAUUUGGUCGUAUGUCUUAGCGGUGCAAAUUGCCCAAGGCUCAUCUCGGAAGAGCUAGAGGUCGAAUGCACAUGGGAUGUCUCCACGGCAACCGCGGCACUGUUGUCAAUUCUUAGAGGUGUCUUUGCUCUCUUAUAUGCAGCUUGUAGGAACUCAAAGUCUGCAAAGCAGCUCGCUAAAAGCGCCUAUAUCAAGACUCUAGUUAAUGUUGUUGAGGAUCUAACUUCCAGACUCAACUUUUCAGCGAAGCAUUUCGACGAGUUGACGGAAGAGAUCGAGGCAUAUGAUUUCAGCAGUUCAGAUUCUUUGCCUGACGAUCUACACUCGCUGCCACAUUGGAUAAGGUUCCAGCCUUUGCUUUGUCUUGUUCAUUCUAUUCAAGGGUUGCUGACAUUUCUCUGUUCUGCACUUCAUUUUGGAACCCUCGUUAAUUCCUCCGUAGUUGCAUUCAUGCGCGAACUGCUGGAGCACUUCUCGACAAACUCUGGUUUCGACACUACUGUGAGUGUUAUAUCAAAAGUGGAAGAACUCCUCGUGGCUAGUUGUAAAGUGCCAGAGAAGGUCAACGCCCCAUCACCCGCACAAACCUUGCGCUCUUUACCCCGAGUCUCUCUCUGUUACAUCCUCAGUAACCUUGGUAAAGUCGUAUCUCUCAUCAAGAAAGGCAAAACGAACUGCAGAGCUGGGACCGGGAUUCCGCUCCAAAGAAAGUCCCAGACGUCCUCGGUGUCGCCCCUCGUACAGUUCGAAGGUGUGACGUCGGAGAUGGAGGAGAGUUCGGAAUCAGCUGGAGAUAUGGAAGGGGAGCGACGUAGCAUAGAUACAGCUUCAGACGAGGGUUGCCCAGUAUUAGUACCAGUCUUCUCGCUUCUUGCGGUCUUCAGAGGAAGUCGAACCCAGUACCUCUCGUCCCAAGUCCUCCUCUGUCUGGCGAAGGUUGGCGUGUGUAGCUGCCUGGACCCGGAUGUACUGGUCACUUCUUUGCUUUCCAGGUUCCACCAGCAGCCUCGCCCACUUCAGACCAUGAUCCUUAAACUCAUCCCUCAGCUGGUGCUAACAGAAGUGGACCUCGCUUCAGAUGCAUUCCGUACAAAAGAGCCCCAACCAAACUACACCACGCGUCGCCAGAGACGUCUCUCCAAGUCUUCUAAAGCCAGUCCUCUGAGGAGCGAUAGCGCAGGGGAAGCCUUCUCCCGCUUCACAGGACUACACAGAGGAAGCCUGGAAACGACUGUGUCUCCUUCUUGGGCCUGCUUCUCUCAGUACUGUGCCCUUUUGACGUGCGAGAAUCAUGUGGUUGCUUUAGAGACGGCCAAGUCUCUUAGAUCAUUUGUGAACUUCGGUUCUUCAUCUCUAAAAGAGGAGCUUUUCCGUGUUGUGAUUCUUCCGUCAAUUCUAAGAAGCGAUGACAGGCACAAAACCAUUCGCUUUCCAUUCGAGGUCAGCUCGUCCCCAGAUCCCGAGGUUGACCACGUGCAUAUGCCACGCCUUCAUCCGGGUUCUUCGGGUCACAUAUCAAAGGAUGUUCUAAAGGUAUUACUCAGUUUUCUACCGUCGCUACUUCUCAAUGAGAACUCCAGAAGCUUAUUCUUCGGCUGUGGAGGUUUGAAUGAGAUGCUAUCCUUCCUUGCCGUCCAGGAAGUCCAGGAACUUGUGAUCAGCGUUUUCAGGUACCUUGUAAUGCUUGAGGAUCGAGCGCAGAGCAGAGAGAGGUCUCGCGGUUCCACGAACAAGAGCACUGAUAGUGAGGGUAGCGAAGGAAGAAGGAAAGAAGAUCUGGACAUUGCAACAAAGGCGUUUCUAUCAUUGCUUCAGUUCACUGCAUGUCUGGAAGAGGAGUCAAGUGUGCUGGUGAAGCCUACUGAAGAAAUUAAGGCCUUUGGAGGUCUUCCUAGUGAAAUCCUGGACAAAGAGCAAAGCCCUGUUGCGGGUUCACCACCCGGUGAUUGUACACCUAAGCGUGAUGAUGCAAUUGAGUCCUUGGACAAAUGUGGUGAUAACCAGGAACUACCUAAAAAAGAUGUCGAAGAAUCCUCAACUGAGACUACUGUUGGAAAUCAGCAAAGUUCUGGCAAUGGUACUUUAUCCCAGGAAAACUUCAAUAGUAUUCUUGGAAAUGAUGUUGAAGACUCUCCUGAUCUGACACCUACAGCAAGAACUCAUUUCCUGGAAGAGAGUCUCGCUCAACCGUCAGCCGCUCUCGAGAACAUUUCUCUAAGAAUUUAUGUUUGGAAAGCCUGCCUAGACCUUGUGGUGUCCAACAAGCUUUUUCUGGAAUUGUUAAUUGAUGGUAAUGUACAGGUGUACAGUUACGAGCUGUUGAAGUGGCUGCUGGAGUUCUUCCAGAAUCAGUUUACUUGUGAAGUGGUUGAGGAAGAGAAGGAUGCUCUGAGGGACAUGGUGGCUCUCUUCGAGGCUGUGCUUGCUGUGUGUAUUCGCUUAGCCUAUGUAGGCCUAUGGCAGGAUCAAGCUGCGUUACCCAGUAUCGACUCACUUCUUCACACCACUGAAAGAACCGUCAAGUUCUCGGUCGUUCUGAGGGAGUUCCUUGGCCGCGGCUUGUGCGACGCUCUUACCAAGGCUGCUGUCAAGACACUACUGCCUCCUGCAGUCCACACCCAGCAGGAGGGGGAGGAGGAGGAGGUGCACUCGGCCCCCUUCUACCGGGAUGCAGGUGGCGAGGGUAAUGCGGAGUGGUCACAGCUGAUGAUCGAGGAUGAGCUGGAGACUCUGAAUGGAGGGAAGAAGUCGUUGGAAGACGGGUACGAGGCAGAUAAUGAAGUGAACUCGGACAGCAGUGACGAUCAAGACGAGAAGAUAGCACGUCAGAGACGGUCGGUGCGGGAGCGGCAGAGGAACUCAGAGGUUCGAGAAGACACGGUGUUCUUCCGUGGAUUGGUCAUCCAUCCGCAGAUCUGCAAGUUCCUGCUCAAAUUAUUGACAGCCGUCUAUCAACAGGAGUCGUGCAAGUCUGCGAGGAAAGUGAUUGUGUUGACCCAUGCCGCUCAGUGCCUGCUCGGGCUGGUCAAGGACUGUGAGCAAAACUGCAAGCUUCUUUGUGAGCAGGGGAUGCUGUCCAGUCUACUGGCCUGUUACCGUGACGUGCUGUGUUCAUCCCAUGAGUCUCUAGGAGGUCUUCAGGCCACACUCAUGGAUGUGUUUGUGAGUCUCGCAGCUCAGAACAUCAGAGCAGCCGAGUUGUGGGAGCUCGUUCAAGUUUUCAAGGCCAAGUCUGUACCGUGGGGUCUGCUGUGCGGAUCUCUGGCGCAAGUCGCUGGCAAGGCCUCCCAGUACCCAGGCCCCGGGUAUAUGCUCAGCUUUCCCUGCCGUUUACACACGGUUGAGUCAAGGUUUAAGCCCACGGGGAGAAGGGCGCGAGGUCAGCGGAUACCGUCUAAAGUCCCUAGGAAAAGUUUAAGCCGAAGAGGGCGGUCUCAGUUGGAUAGUCCUGGCGAUGCGUCGAGUGAGGGUGCCACAUCAGAAGUGUCACUCUUAAAAGCAAAAACCAAAUCACCGGACAGUCCAGGGCGGUCACGGCGCGUCCGAAACAACGUCGGACAACAGACGGCAGAAAGCACCCGCCCCAGGGCCGCCUCUUUGCGUGCGUCCAAAAUGCACCGCAGCGCGUCCUUGCCAAGCGCAAUGGCUGAGAGCUGGGACCCUAAAGUAGUCACAACAAGCUUGACAGAGGACUCUGCUGACCUCCCCUCCCCAUUCGACAUCAAGGCAGUCAAUCUUCGUCUCCAAGGCAGCGUCCCGUUGCCUUCCUCGGGGUUCAGCAUUGCAUUGUGGGUACGGUUUCAUAACAUUAGGCGGUAUAUGGAUUGUGAGGCCCCCACUUGGAAAGAUGAAGGAAGAGCACGCAGUUAUUCGGGCCGUUUGGCAGGUCUUCGGGCCGCCAGGGCCGCCGCCAUGCCAAGUGAUUUCGCGGCAGCCAGGGGGGACUCGUUGUUCUCCUCGGGGGAGGCCUUACACUUAUGCUCGUUUGGCUCGCGGCGAAGCUUGUUUGAAGUGUGGGUCCUUCCGCCAAGUGGAUGCGUACUUUUCAGAUGGACCAAGUCGACUAAGGGAGGCAGUGAUGGCUAUGACAUCGUGAGGGAGCUGGUGACCCGUGUCCCGGGCCUCACACGCGGCUGGUGGCAUCACCUCGUCAUCUCAUUCGCACAGACCAGGCAGAAGCGCCCUCCUGUAGACGAUAUGGGUGAAAUAGAGAUACAGGAACAUGUCUGCAAGAUCAUGACCAUCGUUGAUGGUACCGAGAGCAGUGAGCAUAACUUCGGUCCGGCGCUUUCUCUACAAGAAGACUCAAAGUGUCUCUUGUCCGGGCUGUUGUUAGGUCACAUGACCCUCCGUACAUCCCGACCAGAGAGGACUAGUGACCCUGUCGGUCCACCGGAUGGCUAUGACUUAGGAAACGUCCAGGUGUUUGCAGCGCCAGGUCGCCCAUCCAAAUACAGCCCGUCCCCUAGCAACUGGGUGAUUGACAGAGACGGUGCAUUCUAUUUGUUUACGUUGGGCCCCAAUGCCGUCACUGCUGGUAACUUGCAGAGGGACUUGACAUUGGUGCCGCGGAAGCUGAACGAUCCUUCUAAGCCUUUCCUGGUUGCCAGCCGACUAUGGUCCAGGCUCUCCAUAACCGAACGUGCGGUUGCGGCCGAACUCUCCCCAGGCUUCUUGGUCAGCCCGCAUCUCAUAAUCCCGGAUGUAGAGAUGAGUGUCAAGGAAAAGCUACUGCUGUGUUACUCCCCCGCACAUCACUCAGUGUUUCAGCAAAACGUCAGGAUCCCUGUGGCGGAUGAGCGGUCGCGACGCAUUCUGGGACCCGAGUCUUCCAGCAGAUCGAGCCUAAAGCCCGGCGCACUUCAAAGCGAGGCGAGGAUAUUCUUGGAAGUGGAAAGUCUGAAGUGCAGUUCUCUGUUAGAAGCGGCUCACGAUGUUGGAGGAAUGACUGUGUUUAUUUACCUUUUUGCAAAGGUCGUUGAAUCCAGCGAGGAUCCACAAACACAAGCCAGCGGUCUCUCUGUUGUGCUUUCACUUCAAAAAAACUGUGAAUACCACAGCCGCGCCAUGGAUGAGGAAUCUGGAUACGAACUGCUGAAGCAAAUCCUGUUGAGCCCGCAGUGCAAGAUUGGAUAUCACGUGCUCAAGGUGCUGAUGGAGGCGGCGUGUGACGGAGACGUGUUCAAGCACACUAGUCUGUCCGACAUCCCCAUCAUGCUCAACAUCGACUCAAACGCGGUGGUGCGUAACGUUGACAUCUUCACGCAUUUUCUGCUGAACUGGAAGAUCUGGGAGAAGGCAAAGCAGGGGGUGUUGGAGAUGCUGCUCUCCACGCUUGAGAUCCUCGUGCACUGUAGCCAUCCCCACUACCAGUUCAACAUCUGCCAGUUCCAGAAAGCCGAGCUUGUCCAGCAGUUGCUUAUUGGGUGUCAGGAGCGUCAAGGUGAAGAGUUUAAGGAAGUCCCCGCGAGUAUUAGCACGCUUUACGUCAACAUCAUCUCCCACAUCAUGGGCAGCAAUCCGCCAGACCUGACUGUGCUCAAAGCUGUCUGCGAAUUCCUGAUCGCGAUCCACAGCUCGGACGACACCACGCGCCUGCACUCGCCCAGCAGGUUCUACCUAGCUGAGCAUGCCUUUGAUUUUGGUCGCCCCUCACCUUAUCGUGUCCGCUACCCCUCGCCUCACCACUCCCCUGCACUCUCCUCGGAACCAAUCAGCCCAGGCAAGCCGAUACCAACCACCCCUCUCAGCCCACACAUCCCUGACGCGACUCCAGUACGGUGUGUGUCACGCAUUCCAGCUCAUUCGUUACCGUCACACCUAGACCACCCGGUGUUGUCACACUAUGGAGAAGCUUCUUGGGCUGGAGAUGGAAGCCUUUGUCGUGCUUUUGGGAUUGACUCCAGGACUAGGGAGAGACAUGAAACAAUAACGACCGAGAAUCUCGAAGACCAGAAUAACACCAAGGCAGACACUGAUGAUCAAGCUGAGAAUGGGGAAAAUGAAGAGUUAUACCAGAGUCGAGACAAGCUCAAGCUUACAGAUGACAAUGCCGAUCUCGAUCCAAAUCACAAGGUCUCGUCAAGUUGUCCUUCUAUUCCCAUGAAUCACGGCCUCACAGUUCAAAUCCCAGAGUGCAGGACCUGGAGUAUGGCGCCUCAAGGGGUGUCCUCAUCGGUGGAUGGUGACCCAAUCCUCUUCCACGAUAACCACUACCCUGAGGUAGACCCCAUCAGGUGCCCUUCCUCUGUGAGCCCUGCCACACCCAAGACCCCUGUAGGGUCCUACCUCGGUCCCGGCAGUCACCCCGUAUCUAUUGACCGGAAGAGGAUGACACCUCGUGAAUGGAAUUCUAGUGUGGACGUGCAGGAGUAUGAGUUCAUCAACGAGUCGGACUUCAGCUCGCUAAGAAGCAGCCUUGCUCAUUGCCCAAGCUCUACAGACGAGUAUCUUGUUGUUGACGGGUUUCCCGGUAUCAUGUCAACUACUCGGUUAUACCGACCACCCGAAGCAAGACGGAAAGUCGCUGAUAACAUGGCCAAGAUGCGGCUCGGUCUGCUCAAGCUACUGCAGAAGGUGUUGUUCAAUCUUCAGCCCGAGCAGGUGCCCGCGGUGAUCGGCGGAGUGCUAAAAGCCGAGUAUCUCCUAGUCUGGGUCUCGCAUGACUGCGAGAACAUCCGGGAACUCGUCAUCAAGAUUCUUUGCCUGUAUCUCCAGAAGGCGGAGCCAGAGCAGUACAGUCACUUUAUCCGUAGCAACGGUUACCACCUACUAGCCAAUCAGCUUUAUGACUAUCCUAUCACCAUGGAAACCGUAGAAGCGUGUCUUUGGCUUCUUGUUGGUCGUCAAGUUGAUUUGCAGAAAGACCUUGCAUAUGUGGAUACUCCUGACUGUAGCCUGCUGGAGACGGUGCGCCCCUUGGGUGUGGUUCCUCUGCUUGCUCUACUGGAGAACAGUCUCACCACCCCAAACCUCUUCCGCUUGAUGGUCAAGCACCUCUGUCAGCUCUUCAUUAAGGUGGAUGAUUUGUGUCUUCAAGCAGUGGCGAACGGUCUGCUUCAGACCAUAUGCAACGUUAUCUCUGGGCUCUCACGUAUCCUGCAGAAGCAAAGUGCUGAUUGCAGAGCACAGCAGUGGGACAUGCGUGACCUGGUCUCGUCUGUUCAGGAGUUCAUCGCGUGUAUGGUCAGGAAGGCCUGCAGCACUUCUGGUGACCUCCUGUUUCAAAUGUUCGAGGACUUGCUGGUGGUGCUUGAAAAUCUCGAGGAGUGGGAUCACCGCAAGAGCAGAGAUAAUGGCACCUACAUGUUGUACCUGGCCAGGUACCUCCGGUACUUCGCGGUCCAGGUAGCACUGCACUUUUUCCAGGAAAUUUGCAAAGAGGAGACAGCGAUGGGAGCUGCUCGGAAAACCAAGAAGAAUACUGGCCUUAGGCUCCCGUUCCGCGUCUCUGAUCGCUCGCCUGAGCAGUCUCCGUUCAGCCCAGUCUCCUCAUGGAUCCAUCUCUCUUCCGGUGACGAUCAACCGAGCUUGGAUCCAAGCCUCCUAAAGAGCUCCCCCACACGAGCCAACCUGAACGAGCAGACCCGUCGCUUCAAGAACACAGUCCAGACUGCGGUCAACUUUGUAAUCUAUUCUAAGACUUUCUUUCUCCAGGAUGCGUGCGGCCCGCUCCAGUUCUACGCGGCAGACUUGCAGGUGCAUGAGGUGUUACAGCCGGCCAUCGUGAAAGGAGCAUCAACUGGUCUUGACAUCAAUCGCGAGUUUGCUCAGUUCGUGUUCAGUCUGAUGUUGGAGUACUUAGAAGCGUCCCUGGACGGCAAGCGGAGCGCUUCAAGCAAGUUGUUCUACACGUCCAAGGACCUCAUUAAGUGUCAAAUGAGUAAACUAUUGGUUCAUCUGCUGAGCCCAGGACAGGACCCAGAGCUGAGCUUCUACGUGCUCCAGCUUGCCAACCAUCCCCAAGCCAAGAAGCUGCUCUACGCGCUGAUCACGUGCAACGGUGGUGGAAAGCACAAGGAGAGGCUGGUGAUUAAUAUGCCGAAACUUGUUACCAAUCCCCGACUGAUAGACAACCAAAAAGUGGCCGCCAAGAAUUUUAUGGAGCUGCUGGAAUCCUGCGGGCUCAGAGUGAUGACAGUUGGAGAGAGCUCGAACCCCGACGAGCAAGCAAAUCAGUGGGAUCAGGCGGAUACCAUAGGAAUGGUGGAGUGGCAGAAGAAACGCGUCGAGUCGAACAGACCGUUGACACAGCAAGUGGUGUCUCUUGGGAAACAGACCUCUGCUUCUGCUAUGGACGUGACGAGAGUCGUGGUGGAGAUACAAGACGGCCAAAGGCAGACUCUACUCAAGCACAACAGAGACGCUCUUUCGGCUGAGGUGCAGGUCAGAAAGAAAUGGCGGCAGCUGAUAGAGAGGCUCACACACGAAAGAUCCAUCUGGUAUGACGAGGAUUUUUUUCCAACGUCCUGGAGACUGGAUCCGACUGAGGGACCGUCACGUGUCCGAUGUCGUUUGCAAAGAUUUCACUUAGACAUUAGCGAUCGCUUUGUCAUGGACGGGUACAAAAAGGAAAAUCCUAGGCAAGGAUACACACCAUUGGCCUAUCUGUUUGAAGACACGACAACCUCUAUGAAGAAGAAUGUCUACUAUAUAUUUGACACUCUUGACACAAUACGCUUCCAGUGUCAUUGCAAAAACAUAACAUUGGACACUAAAACACAGGGCGUGAUCCUCAUUGGUGAAAGCCAUAUGUACUUUGUCGGAGAAGGGGCUAUCGCUGAUACCGAUAUAACUCAGAUUCUGCUUGGAAACAAAGACACCGUGUCCAUUUCCUGGUCAAAUGAUGACAUCCUGGAAAUUCGCUCACGUCGUUACUGCCUCCAGGAUAUUGGUAUAGAAGUAUUUCUAUCAAAUGGACGGACUUAUCUACUCGCGUUCGACAGCAAGGAGGAUCGAGACCUUGUGCUGAGCGAGUUUAAGCAGAGGCGGUUACCGAUCAUUGAGAGGCCUGCAUCCGAACACCUUAACAGCGUCACAGCUAGGUGGCGCGCGGGUACCCUGUCUAAUUUCGAGUACCUAACCGAACUCAACAAGAUGGCGGGUCGCACGUGUAACGACCUUAUGCAGUACCCAGUCUUCCCGUUCGUGCUCUCCGACUUUACCAGCGAGGUCCUGGACCUGAAUGACCCCAAGACCUUAAGAGAUCUAACCAAACCGAUAGCUGUGCAGAACCCCAUCAUGGAAGCCAAGUAUAAAGAGUAUUACAGGUGUCUAAAGGAAGACUAUGAGCAACAAGGGGAAAGUGACCCCGCGGCUGCACCCUGUCACUAUAGCUCCCACUAUUCCAACAGUGGCACAGUGCUACACUUCCUCGUCCGACUUCCACCCUUCACCAAUAUGCUUCUACAAUAUCAAGAUGGCAAUUUUGACCAACCUGAUCGAACAUUCCACUCGUUGGCGACUACGUGGCGAUUGUCCUCGUACCAGUCUCCCACCGACGUCAAGGAGCUUAUCCCUGAGUUCUUCUUCCUCCCAGAAUUCCUCGAGAACUUUGAAGGGUUCGACUUUGGAUUCCGCCAGAAUGGUGUCCGUGUCAUGGACGUCUCUCUUCCGCCGUGGGCCAAGAACAACCCACGCCUGUUCAUACUCAUACAUAGACAGGCCUUAGAGACGGACAUUGUAUCACAGCAUUUGCAUAACUGGAUAGAUCUCAUCUUUGGAUUCAAGCAGACUGGCAAAGACGCAGUGGAGGCGCUUAAUGUGUUUCAUCCUGCGACGUAUUUCGGCGUGGACAUCAACUCGAUCACAGACCCCAUCAGCAACAAGGCCCUGAAGACCAUGAUCGAGACGUAUGGUCAGACCCCGACGCAACUCUUCACCUACCCGCACAGCCCGUGGGUCACCCGCAAACCCCAGGCCCUCUCUGCCGCGGACACGGCUUCUGUCAGCUCGCUGAAGUUGGACGCGGAGGUCGCUUCAUUCACGGGGACUUUUAUCAAUAGAUUCACGAGCUCUUUCUCGUCUGAAAACACUAUCGUCGGGAGCAUCACUGAUACACUGGCAGACAUUCCCAGGCCCGUGAACACUGCAGAGGGCCUCAAAUGGGGCUCUUACGUCGGCUCUCCCGCUUUACCUGCCCCGAUGCUAGCCCCCAUCCAGGGCCUUAGCACACCUGCGCAUGCUCUUGUCUGUGGCCGUGACGACAGGGUUCACGUGCUCUGUACAGACACCACACUAAUCACCAUGUACCAGAAGGCCGAUGCUGCCAUUGAUUCUGAGCGACUUCUGCUCUCGGCAGUGCUCAGCUGGGCUGCCAUGAACGGGCAACUGGAUGUCUACCAUGGUGGAACCAGCGCUUCACCCAUGCUGCUGAUGGGAACCAAAACCCCAGAUAAGGUAACGCGCUGUGCUGUGAGCCGCAAGUCGCUGUUUAUCGGAUCAUCCACGGGAGCUUUGUCUGUGAUACCAGUCAAAUACAACCAGGCAACGGACUGCGGGAUCGAGGUCCAAGGAACACGUGUUCGUCUUUAUGGCCACACCCAAGCUAUCACGUGUCUGCACGUCUGUCACGAGUUCAGUGUUGUGGUCAGCGCUGGUCAAGACGGUCGUGCUAUCAUAUGGGACCUGAACAGGUUGAGUUAUGUGCGAAGUCUCACGCACUCCAACGCCGUGACCGCUGUCUCCGUUAGUCGUACAUCGGGGGAUAUCGCUACUGUCUCAAACGCAGUUGAAGUCUACGAUGGAGAGAGCGUCGGGGAGGAGGAAAGUGAUCUCUAUCUGUGGACAGUCAAUGGCCGCCCGAUAGCGCACAAAACCUGCGAGAUAACAAUCAACUGCCUCGACUUCUCAAGAGCGCCCGAAGGGCUGUCAGUCAACGUCAUAGCAACGGGCCUUAGCAACGGCGCUAUCAGACUUUGGAGUACUUGGGACUUGCAGCACAUACGGGACAUCGCACCGGAGCAUCAUCUUCACCCAAUCACGGCAGUUGCCUUCUCCGAAGACAGUCAGCGGUUAUUCGCACUAAACAUGCACGCUAAGCUGAUGGUGUGGCAGAGACGAGACAAGUCUUACCCCAAGCCCCCAACGGUCAUCUCCUUCCCAGCAUCCUACUGCGCGCCUAGAGCUCCAGCGCGUGAUAAUCGAUCAAAUACUGAUAACUGAUUAAUUCUGUGCGAUCACUUAUCGAUUAGCUAAAUUGGUGACUCCCAGCUAACCGUAACAUGGCAUUUGCCGCUUGUUAAUGGAUAGAUCAUAAUGUUCAGCAAGUGAUACUUGCUGUAAAAAGUAGGGCUUUUUUUGAAAUCUCACGUAUUGCAUACGCAAAAAUUACAUCGACUGUUAUUCAGAUUUAAUUGUACUUAAUAUUUUCCAGUAAUAAUAGAAACUGUGACGAGAUUAUAUUUUGUUAAUAGAGUUUUGUUAUUAAACUAUUUUUGCUAAUUAACAUAUGUAGAUAUUAUCUUAAAAGACAAUAACCGGUACUAUGUAACGUGUUUAUUGAUGUAAUUAUUUUGUGACUGAAAAUACUAGUGGUCGUUUUGCUACAAACUGUAUUCCAAAGAAGAGAAAUUGGUAUAUUUUCCUCUUUUCUUAGCAGGGAAAAGAAUAAUACACAUGUACAAUAAACAUUAUAAUAAUAGACUAUGAAAUAAAACAAAUAAUUUAUUUA